Strongylocentrotus purpuratus (purple sea urchin) is the source of this 9845-nucleotide messenger RNA. RefSeq names its product echinoderm microtubule-associated protein-like 4. Gene Ontology annotation, molecular function: microtubule binding. The coding region runs from base 232 to 4479 and encodes 1415 amino acids. The record is from RefSeq and is a predicted model, not a curated record. Gene Ontology annotation, cellular component: mitotic spindle. The transcript is spliced from 29 exons. Gene Ontology annotation, biological process: microtubule cytoskeleton organization. NCBI's taxonomy places the organism in Eukaryota, Metazoa, Echinodermata, Echinoidea, Camarodonta, Strongylocentrotidae.
AAUAUUCCAUUUUAGGAUAAAGAGAAUGACCGGGAUCGGAGGGUAAACACUACAGUCGGAGUCUCUCCUGUCGGAGGAUCUUGGCUGCGGAGCUGCCGAGCAGCUGGGUGAGACAUCGGCCUCUGGCUGCACCAUCAGUGGUUGUAAUACCAGCAUGCAGCGGGUGCUUUCACUACUGACUAGGCCUAUCUCUAUUAAAUGUGACUAGGAAUUGGUGGUGCCUUUUGGUAUAUGUUGGGGAAUCAGGAAAGAUACAAGGAAUUGAGAGCUGACACGAUGUACAAUGGAAAGAAGCAAACUGUAGCCUCAACAUCAGAACUGGGUUUAACAAUGAGAUUAAGCUAUAACUUGUUACCCGAUGUUCAUGGUGAUGCAGUGAAUGACGAGCUCUUAGAAGCUCUCCGUCAGUGCUUACAAGAGGUCAGCAGACAGCGUCUACGCUCUAUUCUCAUCUCGUUCCGUCGUCAAGCCAAUCAGGAAAAUUGCCUGGCACUCAAAGAUCUCAUCAGUAUACUUAAUGAGAACAAGGUGAAACUACGAAGCCGUACAACAAAACUACUUCAGACAAAGUUCAACAAGAAGCAUGGGUUGGACUACGAAGCAUUGUGGAAAAUUAUGGUAGAAGCACAGUCAAGAACAGGUCGAGACAGUGUGCUAGCGAUGCAUGGUAACCGAGAUGCUCAGGGAACAUCAGGUAGCCACCUUAGUAGUGCUAUCAGUGAUGCCCAAGACAAGGAACUACUAACUAAGCUUCACAAGGUCCUACAGACCAGUGGUGGCUUUGAUCUGCAGGAGAUGAGGACUAAGUGUAAGAGCAUUGAUGUCACACAACAUGGUCUGAUUCCAAAGAAAAAGCUUCGUAUGAUCUGCAGUGAGUAUCACCUACCUGUUGUUGGACCUCUGUUAUCAACGCUCAUGACUAGAUGUGAUGAUGAAAAGAAUGGCAACAUUAGCUGGCCAGAAUUCAUGUCUUUGCUGGAGAAAGCAGUUAAUUUCAUGAACAGUGCUCCACCACCAGGCAGACCUAAAUCAGUGGCAUCAUCACAGAAAUUCAUCUCUCUCUCGGGCAGUGUGAAUGAUAGUAAUUGUGUGGUCAAGAAUAACACUAGUAAACCAGAACCUGUGAAGAAGGAGAAAUCUCCCCUCAGAAAGCAGAAGAGUGUGACCUUUGACUCCAAAUCAAACCUGCCUUCUGUAGAUAGCGGUGUGUCUCUUGCAGUAGGCCAAAGUUUUGAGACAAUGGGUGAUGAAGAUAUGGAGAAUGACUUCCUGCACUCUGAACAGAGACGAAUUAGUGGCCCUUCAAGCGAUUCCAUGCCGUCAGCCACCACCAGACUUAGGCAAGAAGCAUCUCUGAGCAUCUCGGAGGUAACCAAGCUAAAGGCCAGUAAGGAGUCUAUGCAGGAGAAGAAGCCCAAGGCGGAUCUUUCAACACAAUCUCUCCCAUCUCCUCCGACGCCUUCAUCGGGUAUCACUAAGAAGCAGACUAGACCAUCUACAGGUAGAGUUCAGUCAGCUAAACCUAAACCAACCAACAACAGACCAACAAGCAGAGCAGCCUUGCGGAGUGCUAAGAAGGUCAAAGUACUAGAGGGUGUAGCAAAAUCUUCUCCAAGAGGAUCAUCAGGGACAAGCGCAAAGAGCAAGGAAAAGAUAGCAAUGGUUGAGAAGGUUUAUAGUCCAGAACCAGGAAAAGAAAACAAGACUAUUAAAACAGAAGUAGAAUGCAAAGAUGAGAAUGUUUCCCUAAAUCAGUCAAACAAUUCCACUACUUCUGCUGUAACAACCAUAACUACUGCUGGAAACAGUGACAGUACCAAAGAUUUAGAUCCUCAAAAUGUGACUAGUGAGGAUCAAGACAGAAGCACAGAGAAUCCUGAGGGUGACGGCAUAACCCAGGGGGACCCAGAACAGACUGCAGAGCAGACAUCCUCAAACUCCACCCUGCAAAAGAGUGCAUCAAGCCCCAGCAUUGCAUCCACACAAAUCAGUCAUGUCUCACAGGACUCACAAGAUUCUCAUACUUCGUCGCAAGAUCAGAGUGUUGAAUCAGGAAUAGCAAGUCAGGUUUCUCAAGACUUGUGCUCACUACAGUCCAUACCAGCUUCUGACCAGCCUCUUAUUACUGCAUCCAAAAAGCCAGCAGCAGACUCACGCUCUGUCCGCUCCUUUGCUAGCAGCAUGGGGGAGGACAAGAAAAAAAGCAUGGGUUCCACUCUCAUGCAGUCCUUCAAAAGCCUCAUCAAGAGAGGCAAGAAAGAAGAAGAAGAAGGAGAAGAUGGAGAGGAAGAAGAUGAGGAGAUGGAUGAAGAAGAAGAAGAGUUACUCAUGCUUGGAGGAGGGGAUGAAGAGGAGGAUUAUGAUGAGGAGAAGUUUGAUGAUAUGGAAUAUGAAACUGAAGAUUUGGGAGCAGAAGAUCAGAAUGAGCUUGAGAAAGAGCCUGAGGAAGCUGCAGAUAAAGAGAAUAUGGUGGCCCAAAAUCCCAAGCCUCAGGUCAAUAAACUAGAGGUCAUAGUUCAAGGGAAGGAGGUCACGUAUUACAUACCAGACAAAUAUUCAAAGACACACUGUGUUCCUGAUCCACCAAAUGCAGACUUACAACUUGACUGGGUGUAUGGCUAUCGUGGGAAUGACUGCAGAGGAAAUCUAUUUGAGGUGUCUGAUGGAGCAGAGAUCCUAUACUUCAUGUCUAACAUCGCUAUUGUGUAUAACCCAACACUCAUUACUCAAAGGCACUACACCAAACAUACAGCAGAGAUUCGCAGCAUGCAUGUGCAUUCAGAUAACAUCACUGUGGCAACUGGGCAAGCAAAGGGAAUAGCAGGGUCAGAAGUCAAGCCUAUGGUUCACUUAUGGAAGGUGGAUACACUAGAUACUCUGCUGGUCUUUGAUGAUGACUUUGAGAAUGCUAUCAUAUGCCUGGCUUUUUCACCACUGCAAGACUACCUUUUAGCAGUUGAUCAGAGCAGUAAUAACACACUAUCAAUUUGGAAUUACAAGACGGGCAAAAAAGUGACAUCAAGUUCUUUGAACACAACGGUGGUAUGUCAGGCAAGCUUUCAUCCUAAGGAUCCCAAUAAGAUAGUUAGCAUUGGUAGAGAGCAUCUAGUCUUCUGGGAGCUCAAGAAUGGUGUAGAAGAUGGAGUAGAGAUGAAUAUUGAACAGACUAUGGCAGCAAACUUUGAGAACAACAUGAAAGCGAAGUAUGUGAUCAGUAUGUCAUUCCGUGCCAAUGGUGAUCUAGUAACUGGAGAUUCUAAUGGGACUAUCUAUGUCUGGCCAUCUGGUGGUAACACUAUCUCACACACUAUCAAUCAUGCUCAUGAGGGUCCAGUGUUCACUUUACAGAUGAUAGGUAAGACUCUGGUAUCAGGUGGUCGGGAUGGAUUCAUGAGAUGCUGGACAUUAGCAGGCAAAGGUGCAGACUCUAAUGGUAAACUACGGAUACCAAAGCAAGAAGGAGGUAUUCGUACAGUACUACAUACAGGAAGCAAAGUUUACAUUGGUACCACGAUCAACUCACUCUUACGUGUCGACCUAAAGGAUAAUACAUUCAGUGUGACUGGAGAGGAGAUUACCAAUUGUGUCACACAAGCUCACUAUGAAGAGGUCCACUGUAUGGCUAUUUUAGCGGACGAUCAGUUCUUGACUGGUAGCUAUGAUGGUACUGUGUCUCUCUGUAACUUCUCUGACCGUCGUCCACUCUGGAGAUACAUGGUCAAAGGGACUAACAUCCACUGUAUGGAUGUCCACCUGGAUACAGGUCUGGUUGCCUUGGGAACCAAGGAUGCCAAAAUGGGUAACAGUGUUGUUGUUUUGAUGCUGGGUCAAACAGCAGAGGAUACUGAAGUGAAUCGUUUCAAGCUUGGUAAAGGAGCUGCUUGUUGCCUCAAGAUAUCACCAGAUGGUGAAGUGAUUGCUGUGGGUUGCCAAGACAACCAAAUUCUCCUCCUUCAAACUCACAACAAAGGCAGCACUCUAGAGAUGAUUGGCAAGUUCACAGGUCACAGUGGACCAAUCACGGGACUAGAUUGGUCCAAGGACAAGGUUGGAGAGGCAGAGCCUAGCUAUCUGGUUCAAAGCAGUUCAGACCAGAUGGAAUAUCUGAUAUGGAAUAGUAAGACCUUUGAAGCCGCUGAAAACCUUGAGGAAGUCUGGAAUGUUGAAUGGUCAUCGCAGCAAUGCCUCAUGGGAUACCCGGUAGCAGGUAUCUUUGGAAAGGAAGAGGAAGGACUUCAACAUGCCUCGGUUGAUGUCUCUCAAGUAGACUGCCCUCUAGUGGUGGCAGGGGGCUAUGAUGGACAAAUUCGUCUCUUUGUAUACCCUUGUACUCACCCCGAGACUCAGUACAAGCAGUUUGCUGCCCAUCCUCACUGUGCUGUAUGUGUAAGGUUUGCUAGCUCUUCUGAACAAUACCUCCUAUCUGUUGGAUCCAAAGACUACACCGUCUGCCAAUGGAAAAUUUCCUCUGCCAAGUAGUGAUUCUACUAGGGUUUACCAGUUUCAUGCAGUCUAAAUUCUUAGCUUGGAUACAGAAGAUGAUGCCACAAGCCCACAUUUGCUAUGUUACAAGAUGAGACAUCACUAGCUCUGAAGCUUUAGUCUCUUUCGAGGUUGGGUAGGUGUCUCCUGCUUCUACUAUUAAAGACCGUUGUAAGUUAUAGUGAUGAAAUUAUAGUGUAGCGAGUUUGGAGACAAAACCCUUACUCUGUUUUGAAGAUAAGUUGAUGUACAUAAAACUAAACCCACUUUCAUUGAGAAAAGUGAAAAACAGUCCCAUGUGGAUGAGGUUAGAGCUAGGCUAAAGCUUCAGGACUAUAUGCUUUAUAAUGUGUUUACAUUAAGUAGGUGAGUGGCCGAAUGAUUGUUGAUGGUAAAAGUAUGUAGUCCUCUGUUGUUGAGUAUGUGAAUAUUCACUCACAUGGGUAGUAAGUCGGUAGUAUGUAGUAAGUCGGUAAGUCGGUAUUGGUAGUAAGUCGGUAGACAGGGUUUUUUUUCUCGGUGUAUAAUGAUAAAAUUGUGUGUUAGUUUGCAUGGAACAGACAAGUAGGAAAGAAAGAUAAACUAUCAGAGUAUACUUUUUUUUGAACAAUUCAAUUGAGAAGAGAAAGGGGGUGGGAUGAAGUUUAUAGUUUUGCCAAUCAUCUGUAGUUGAAGUUGAAGAUUUGUCUCGGUUUAUAGAAGUCAUGUGAAGUCACAUGGCAUAUACAUGCAACCCCUCGGUGCCAUUAUAUCUAUUAAUGAGUAUUCAAAUUAACUUUAAGGUUCACACCUUGAAGAUCGAUUGUUUUUUAAAUUCCAUUAUGCAUACAAUAUUUUCCACAGGAAUGAAGUUUUACAAUGCAAAUGCCUGUCAUUUUAAAAUUUCAGGCAAAGAAUUAUUGUGAAUACAAGAAAGAAUUUAAUGAAAUUCAUGGGGAAUGUAACUAUUUAUCACAUUGGCAGUUUGAUGGAGGAAACGUGCAAUAUUAUCUCUACCAUGAAAACAAGAAGUUUUUACUUUAAGAAAAAAAGAUUACUUGGCAAUGGUUGAUAUAUAAGAAUCUGCAUGUAUAUUUAUUUUAUGUUGAUGUUAAUUGGUAUUAUUUUGUAAAGUCUGUUUUAGAGAUAAUGUCAUAAUCAAAAUUGUGAAAAUAUGUUUCAACAUUGAUAUUAUCUGUGAAAUAUUGUCACAGAACUUUGUUUUUAUAAAUGGCUACAUGUAGAUGUACAUGCAUCAUCUUUUAGAAUGCUUGUCUCUUGGAGCUAUUAUAUCAUUUUGUAAGUACUGGUUUUUAAACAUUUAAGGUAAACGCUCUCGCCGGUCUCGCCUGCAUCACGCAAUUCGAUAUGAUGAAAAAUUGAGGUUGGGACAUUAUUUCUGGAUUAGGAUGGCCCAUUAACAGGCCCCAUAAACUGAAAUCCUCUGAAUAUAAUCAGCAUUUUGAAGUGUAUAUUGAUGAAGAAUCAUUAGAAGAAUGAUUUACUAUUAUUUGGAACAAGAUUGAUAAAUUUAAUGAAAUAUGAACAAAUAACAAAAAUGGAUUUAUUUAUUCUCAUAUUAAGUUGUGAAAACAUAAUCCAAAUCUACUGACCUAAAAUGACCUUUGACCUUGACUUUGACUUUGUGGCCUGGAAUUUGAGUCGUAUGAUUUGUGAUACUUGAUAACCCUUGGGUACAAGUUUCAUGGAAUUUGAACAUACACUUUAGAAAAUAGCUAAAAAUUCAAAAUAUUGAUGUUGAUGACACAAAAAAAAAGUCUAAGUUUGUUGACCAGAAAUGACCUUGACCUUGACUUUGUAACCUGAAAUUCUCCUCACAUGAUCGGGGAUACCGGUACUUGAUAACCCUUUAGUCCAAGUUUCAUUGGAACCGGAAAAGCGGCGCCUAUGUCUCGCUUUUUGCUAUGCAGGCGGGACAAAAAGCAUAUGAGUUUAACCUGUUCCUACUCUUUAAUGUUUGAUAUAUUUUGAUCUUAGGUAUAUGUUUUGUGAAGUUGAAUGAAGUAAAGUUUAUAUUUAUAUGAGCUGGGAAACUGUAUAGGGGUACACAAAAGAAGGACAAGUGCAAUAUGAAGAUAUCUUACUGUAAAUAGAAAUGGCAUUGUUCGUAUAAGAUUAUCAAUUUAACAUCCCAUUUCUAUGCAAUCUUUACAGGUUAAAAUCAAAUAUUACCAAUGUAAUUUUCUAUUUUUCAGCUUUGCAUAAGAUUUUAAUAAAUUAUAAGUAUAUAGAUUAGGUGUUUGACAAAUGUUUUCUCAUGGGCCAUUGGCCAUCAUUGUACACUGCUGGCUUGACCAAAAAUUGUUUUUAUGGAAGGGGGAAAAAAGGGGAAAAAAUUGUUUUAUAUUCCUCAAUUUUUCAUGUUUUCUCUUUGACUUGUAAAUACAUAAAUUAUGAAUAUUCAUAUUUGAAAGAAGUUUAUAUUGUAUGACUGAAAACUUUGAUUUGUUAAAACUGAAAAGGUUUUGAUAGAUUUAUAUUCUAUUCUCGAAUACAUGUAGGUCAUUCUCAUUUUAUCAUUAAUAUAUAAGAAAGAAGUUAACAAUUUUCUUGCAAAAGCAAGUAGUCUGUAACUUGCUGUAGAGAAACACAGCUAUUGAUGUUAAUGGAGAUAUAUAUGGUAUUUUGGGUUUAUUUGCUAUUCUCUUUCAUAUUUAUUCAACCUCAGGUCCGUUUGCCAUUUUGUGAUGUCUACUGUGUGUCUUAGGGUAGCUAAAUGUACUAGGAAUGAAAGUUUGUUCGCAGUAAUACCAAAUCAAUCGCAAGUUUGCAGUCCCCUUUGUACAAAGUUGCGAUGAAGUUACGUUUGAUAUCAACUCUUUAUAGGAUGGGCCCUGACAUAGCAAUGGCUGUUAUGUUUAUGAAAGAGACCUUUUUACUAAAUACUUUUUAAAUAAAAGAUUCUCAUGACAAUUACAAAGCUUGCCAGAGGCUUGUCAGAUACAGCAACAACUCUUGUAUAUAAAAAGGAUUCUGUCCAUAGAGACGCUAUUAUUCACAGGAGCUGGUUGAAAUGGCUGAUAUAGCCAGGGGUUACAGAAAGAGACAUGCAUAUAUCAAAAUACUUAUUUAGUAAACAAGUCUGUUGUAUGAGGUGGUUUGCAAAGAAACACAAGGUGAUAUCUGUGAACCAAGUUUAUACCUGAAAGGUACUAUGUCCCUUUUGCAGCCAACAUCAAAUUCUGUAGAACUUUGCAGGAAUUAUGAAUACUUUUAUGUCAUGUAUCUCCUAUCUGUGAAAUUUAAACAUUAGCAGUGUCCUUGUAUAUAAUGGCCAAAAUUAAACUGAUUGAAUGUUUUUGCAGCACAUAACAUACGACCAUUCAGUAAAAGGGUCUUAACAUCAGACUGUUACUUAGGUGAUUGCAAUAACUUAAGUCUAUUUUUGACAACUAGUGGUAGUUAUUUUCCCACUAAAAGCCAUUUUCAAGCCCUUUUGAAAUUAGUAUUGUCUUUCAAAUGCCGUUGAAAUUUAACCUUUGCAUUUGUUGGGCCUGCAAAUGGGACAUAAAACGGAGCCUAAAUAAUAUAUCAUGCACCUGUAUAAAAGAAAAUUUUAGAGACCCUAUCCAAUGAAAAUACAAAUUGAUAUCCAUGAAAAGCUGCAUGAACGUACAAAACAAAUAUAAAGGAAUAACAAAUAGUUUCCCUUUUAAUAUUGCACAAACAUAAAUCAAAACUUCAUUUCAUGCAUUUGUAUCCCGUUUAAACAAACAAAAUACAUAUUUUUUUAUUCAUUAAACAUUAUUUCUCUAAAAAACGGUUAAAAAAAAACUUUAUUAAAAAGCCGACCAUAGAUUUUAGGGUCGGUCGCACAGGGCAAUGCAACAUUUUUCGUUGACGCCUUAUGGGUCAACGGGGGUAAAAUUCGCAGCAGUUAUAGUGUCGACAUAACGUGGACUCGAUUGGCUUGCCUGUAUAACUGGGGCGAUGAGCUGUGCUUAAUUAAUGCCAAGUCAUUGUGAAUAUGCAUACUCCACAUUAGUGAUAUCUCAUUAAUUUGAUAGCUUAAUUUUAGGCAGACAACUUCUGAUUUUCAAAGCAUUAGAUUUUGAGUAUUCAGCGGGCUGUUAUUCUCCUCUGACAGACACUGACAUAGCAUUUAAUCAAUAUUAUUUUAAUCUAUUGCUUAUAAGCUUUCCUUUGAUAUGUAAUUCAUCUAUUUGAUUUUUCACUUCUGACAGGGUCUUUGAAAGAAAGUAUCUGAGCAGGAGCUGAAAACAUCCACAUCCAGUGCUUUUACUAUUAGUGUAGAUAAACUGUAUUGUAUGUGUCUGAAUAGGAGGUCCUUUAAAUUUCAAAAUAGCCUCACCAUUUUGUGCAAUGUUGAUGCAUAGCUUUUCCAUUUUCUUGGGAGUAGCAUUUUAUUAAGAAGACAUUUCUUGUAUUUUGAAUGUUUCAUUAUGUAAUUUGGGGGGUUUCUCAUGUGAUUUACUUUUAGAAUGCUUCUAGAAUAGAAUUAGAAUAGAAUUUAUUGACUCAUUCGACCCCCUUCUGGGGUAUGAGAGUACAUACUGACAAAUUUUCAACCAAAUUGUUUUUGCCAUCAGUUAUUGUCAGUGUUUUAUUUCACCUCUCUUCAACUUUCUAAGUCACUAACCUUCCUCUACUUUCUUCUCUUUUCUCCAUUUCCUUGCUUUCCUUCACUGUUCUCGUUCUUCUUCAUCUUUUCAGGGGUUUUUUCCUUCUGCCUCGAUGCUGUCUUUUUUUCUUUUUCUUCCUUUCUUUUUGUUUUUAUCUCCUUUUAUUUUGUUCUUUCUUCUUUUUGUAUUCUUUUCUUGAUAAUGAUUAUUAACAAAGUGAUAUUGCUUUAUACAGUGCCAUAAACAUCCUCAUGGAAUAACCCACCACUUUUUUGUUGUUUAUUGUCAACACUGUCAUAUCUUGAAAUGAUUUAUUACCAUCAAUUCCGCUCUUAUACUUGACUCUCAAAGUGUGUGAAAGAAAUUAUGUUUUAAAAAUGUACUCUGGUAUACAUAUUACAAUGUACGUUUCAUAACCAGUCUAUCGUGAAUAUGUAUGUGAUAUUUGUGCCUAAAUGUGGUAUGUAUACAACCAUAGAAACCUACCGUCCAUAUCAACCAAACACCCAACAAUCAUUAUCCAAGUGCUUUCAAUUUCUUAUGCAAAUGUACAACCAAAUCAAAUAUCUAAUUUUCACUACAUGUAUUAGUUAAAAUUAGAAAUAUCACUGUCUAUGAUGAAACAAUCUACAUGUACUAGAUUUUGCAUUCCAGUUUUACUCCAUCCAAAACAAAUAAUUCAGAAUAUGCAAAUAUUAUGUAAUAAAUGUCUGUUCUGUAACUGGUAGAUUGAUGUGAAAUUGUGAAUAAAUGUGCUAUACUUAGUGAGUUGAAGGUGUA